Messenger RNA from Stomoxys calcitrans (stable fly), 3910 nucleotides. RefSeq names its product benign gonial cell neoplasm protein (gene bgcn). Gene Ontology annotation, molecular function: protein binding; RNA binding. The coding region runs from base 57 to 3797 and encodes 1246 amino acids. The transcript is spliced from 5 exons. The record is from RefSeq and is a predicted model, not a curated record. Lineage: Eukaryota; Metazoa; Arthropoda; Insecta; Diptera; Muscidae. Gene Ontology annotation, cellular component: intracellular anatomical structure.
UUUGACUCUACUAAUUACGUCUUAUUGUUUUGCCAAUCAUUGAAAAUAUUGAAAUUAUGUCGAAUGAGAUUUUGCAACAAUACAUAUCGGAACAAUUACGAAACUUUCAUCAUGAUAAGAGAUGUUGUAUCAAGAUUUUGGGUCAGUAUUUUGCAUUAGAUCCGCUUCAUUUUUUUAAAAUAUGCAAGGCAUUGAUGCUGCGCAUGCGUCCAUGUCUGGACAGGGGCCAGGAGUCAAUGAUAGUGUUCAAGGACGUAUGCUACCAUGUUCCAGUCGAUGCUUUGGAGUUGAAGUUGAGUCCCGAAUCAGUUAAAGACAUGUACAUGCUUCAAUGUAGUUCGGAUUUCUGCGGUGGCGCUCAAGAAUUUCAAAUGUCGCCGGAUUUCCUAAGUCCAAGCAAUGUCACGCCAGUAGUUCCUCCACAUCGUUUCUCAUUGGGACCUUUGAAACAAUCGAUUGCCCGUUGCAAUGCAAUGGGCCAGCAAAGUUUCCAAGAUCAAUGUCCCAUGCAACCCUACAAGGAGUUCAUUUUGAAAGGCUUGGAUCGCAAUCGAGUUCUGGUGAUAAACGGUGGUUCGACCUUCGGCAAGUCUACGGCUAUUCCCAUGUACAUCAUAGAAAAAUGCGGGCUGGAGAGACGCCAUUGCAAGAUAAUUUGUGUGGAAAGGGAACAACUGGUGGCCAUACACAAUAGUGAAGUCUUGGCUGGUCAUUUUCAUGAAAAGGUGGGCGAAAGAGUGGCCUAUCAAGUGCAAUUGCAAAGCCGCAUAAGCGAUUCGUCUAAUCUGGUCUAUACAACAUCAAGUUUCUUGCUGCGCGUGCUCAUGGGCCAAACCGUAGUAGAUAGCUUUCGCCACAUAUCACAUGUGGUGGUGGUGGAUGUUCAUUUGCAUGAAGCCUAUUCGGAUUUGUUGUUGCGUGAAAUAAAGAUGGCCUUAAAAUAUCAUCCUUAUUUGAAGGUUAUAUUGUUGUCGAACUAUAGCCGCAACUAUGAGUUUCUACAAUACUUUGGUGAGGGUGAAGAGAUAAGUCUUGAGGCGCACCACCUUGAAGGUGUCAAAACGGAGGUGUUGUAUUUGGAGGACAUAAACAAAAUUCUGCCGGAGACAAGCCCUUCAAAAUUGAUAACAAGAGCUUUCAACACUCUGCCAAUACCAGCACAAGCCGUCGAGAUUGCUGCCGGCUGUAACAAAAAAUCGUUGGAUAAAAUUCUGGAGGCUUAUGAAAGAACAGGGGCUGAACAAUAUUUCAACACUUUCAUGUAUAUGGUGCAAGGCGAGAGUGCCGAUAUAAACUACCGAAAUCCUAAUACGGGUAGAACUGCCCUCAACAUAGCCUCAUUGGUGGGCAAAUCGGAACAUGUAAAGAUCUUAUUGGAGUCGGGCGCUAAUCCAUUUAUUAUCGAUAAAUUUGAUGUUGAUGCUUUGAAGGCUGCCUAUUCCAAAGGCCAUUUGGAAUGUGUGGAAAUUUUAAAAGAGGCCUGCUUUAAGGAGACUCCGACUGUUAAAGAUUUUAAAAGCAAUCAAGUUGAUCAUGCUCUCAUUGUGGACAUUAUACAUAUGCUUACCACCAGGCAAGAGCACUGGAAGAGAGGUAAUAUCCUUGUUUGUCUGCCCUCUUACCCACAACUGUUACAACUAAACUAUGCCAUACUCAAGCAAAAACUUUUGGGAAAUUUACCAGAACAAAUAGCCAUAUUCUUGUUGCAUAAUUAUACUGAAAAAUCGCAUUUAGAUGCCAUAAUACAGCCCGAUGCAGGUGUUAUCAAAAUAAUCCUAAGCACGGAUAUAGCCGAGGCUCUUAUGUGUUUUGACAAUCUUCCCUAUGUGAUUGAUACGGCGCUAUAUUAUCGCAGUGUUUUCAAUAAUUUGGCCCAAUGCAAGGAAAACAUUUAUGAAUGGGCCUCGAAGGAUAGUAUGGAAAAUCGUAGAUUGCUGCUGACUUCAGGCGGAAGCCGUGGAGGCGGCGUCUGUUUUCGUUUGUUAUCAGAAGACAUAUACGGUAAGUUGCCAGAAGUUAAAACUCCCGAUUUGUUGGUAAUGCCUUUGGAUCGUGUGUGCUUAUCGGUUAAACUGCUCUCUCAGCAUAGUAUGGUUGCGGAAUAUCUGCAGGAGACAAUUAUUAAGCCACCCUUUAUGGAAAUCUUUCGAGCUGUGGAGAAUCUCAAAAAAAUCAGUGUCUUUACUGAUCUAGAAGACAUAACGUGGCUGGGUUGUCGUCUUAUCGAUGUGCCUGUGGAAUGUCAUCUGGGCAAGCUUUUAGUCUUUGCCAUUCUUCUGCAAUGUCUGGAUCCAGUAUUGACUAUAGUCAGUUUUAUGUCUACCUUAGAUCCAUUCGAAAUAUCCAAUUAUAUGGAUGAGCUACUUGAACCCUACAAAGAAGUGAUACGCUCUAAAAUCAAAGAAGAACGAAAUAAGCUAUCCGAAGGCCAACACUCUGACCACCUGAUGUUCUUGCGCUUAUAUCAGGAGUGGCAAAAUGAUUUGGGGGAUGACAAUACAGACAGUGUACCAAAUAAAUACAGUUUCAUUUUGAAUGGCCUAUUGGAGUAUGUCUGCAAUAUACGCACCCAAUUGGUAGGAGCUCUUCGGUCUUCGCAAUUGAUACACAACAAGGGAAAUUUGAGCAUGCACUACAUCAAUCUCAAGUCGAACAGCUGGUCCAUCAUAAAGGCUGCUUUGGUGGGGGGACUGUAUCCUUCAAUAUGUGUAUUGGAUCGUCACCACAAUCGUUUGAAAUCAGCUUCCAAAUCGGAACUAGUAUUACAUGCUAAUUCAAGUUUGCGUGCUUUAAAUAUCGAAUCUCUGACAAAUGUGGAUUUUAAAUCGCCUUGGAUUGUAUACGGCAAGACAUCGAGAAGCUGGAAUUGCAAUAGUAUAAGUUGCAAUACUGUUGUGGCUGGCAUAAGUGUGGCAUUGUUUGCAGGUCCUACCAAAUUGUCCAAUACCAGCGCCCAAAUCAUUCCAACAUCAAAUGGCGAAAAUGCACAAUGCUAUUUACAUAUCGACGAGUGGAUUGUAUUAAAAAUGGACUGGACGCAAGCCUUGCUGUUGCUUAAGACAAGACAACAUUUUUUUAGUGUUUACACAAAUUAUUUACAAAAAUGUGGCUCAUUGGAAAAAAUCAAACGUACAAAUAUGGCAUUUUGUCAAAAUACUUCCCUCUUUGAAUGUAUAGAGGGGCUGUUGAUACGAGAGGAUGUGGCCAAUGGCUUUUUGCAACCGGAAAGAAUUGGCCUGAGACCAAAGGCGGUGCCAAAUAAACUAAUGAUGACCUUAAAUAGUGGCAUGUUUGUAACUCCGUGUUUGUAUAGAACACCUCAACUCAAUAUCAAUGUUGCUGGGGCUAUUACGGCCUUCAAUAUAACAAACUUGGGCAAUUUCCAUUUGCGAACUAAACAAUAUUUGAUGGUGUAUCAGAAAGAAACAGAUAUCGACGACGAUAUUAACAAUCCCAAUAAAUAUCGCAGUAGUGAAUGGUUCCAUGUGCUCAACUCGCUAUUAGAUGCUAAAACUGAUGCGAAAAAAUUGAUUUUUAUUAUUUUCUAUACACGCAUUCCCGAUUUGCUGAAAAGCGUUUCGUUGGCUGAAUGGAAACAUAAUGGCUAUUUGCAGCUUAAUCCAUGUUUUAAACACGACAUAACAUUGCAUAGCAUUUUAAACAAUGGUAGUGCAAACAAUGCAUCCCUAUCGCUGGCCAUUAAUCAGAAGAGAAUGGUUUUUGUCUUGGAUCAAAAUACUGGAACCUUUGUUUUGAACAUGUUUGCCUACCGCAAUAAUUGGCUGCACAAUAACUAACAAUGAUGGAGGAGACAGAUUUGGAUGAUUGAAUUUUCGAUAAGUUUUUUAUUUUUUUUUAUUUAUGUAUUUGGGCCAUUAGUGCAUAUUCAAUAAAUAUGUUAAAAAUUCUA